UUGCUUCUCUUAAGUUAUAUAUGUAAAAAUAUGUUACUUUUUAUAGCUUUUAAGUAACAUAAUGAUAUGAAGUAUCACUGAUCACGAUCCUGUACCAUACUUUGAACUUUCAGGUGUUUGCUCUUUGCACAGACAAUGAGAAUAAAAUGAAAAAAAUGAAGGAAAUUGUUCAACAAUCAUACCCCAACAUAUUGAUGUUUGGUUGCGCAGCUCAUUUAAUGAACUUAGUUGAGAAAGAUGUCACACCUCAGACAGUUUUGAAGCAUAUUGUAGAAGUGCAGAAGUACUUCAGGAAUGUACACCAACCUCAUGGAUGGCUGAAAGCGAAAAAGGGCCUCAUGCCACAGUUACCCAAUGAAAGUCGUUGGAAUUCACAAGCCGAGUGUGUGAGAACAUUUACUUCAAAUUAUCACCUCUAUCUCGAAAUUCAAACAGAACAUACAGAACAUUUUAAUGACAGCAUCAAGAAAAUAUUGGAUCACGUCGGCAUAUUCAGGGAGGCGACGCAACUUGUAAAACAACUGGAUGCUGUUGCAGCAACUUUAAAUAAGCUGCAGGCAGAUACAACAAAGUUGUCUGAUUGCGUGGAUAUAUGGCUGGAUAUAAUAGAAAACCCUGAUUUGGAGAACUAUGGUCAGUUUUUUAGAAAACGCUUCUUAGAAACUAUGCAGCCAUUUCAUUAUUUAGCCUACAUGCUAGAUCCAAGGAAAAAGGGAAAUAGAAGACUCACAAUGGAACAGCAGAAUGAGUGAGAAGAGUGGUUAAAUAUUCGACACCAUAAUUUUGUACCAUUUGUUCUGGCUUUCACAGCAGAAGAUACAGAAAUAUAUCCCAGCUCCAUGUUCAGACAAAGUGUCGUGAAAACGUUUUCUUCUGCAAAAUGGUGGAAAAUAUUGAUUUCCAAAAUUUCUGCAACUCAAGAACAUGAUGCCCAUCCAGAAAAUGCUGCUCUGCCAUUGCCAUUCUGCCAGUUUGUGUUCAACUUACACAGUGUUCCAGUUUCGUCUGCUUCUCUCGAAAGGAUUUUUUCAAACUUUGGCUACAUUUGGUCCAAGACAAGAAAUCGUUUGGGCACAGAGAAAGUGACAAAGCUUGCCAAAGUGUAUCGCCACUUGCGAGAAGCAAAUGACGAUUGACUGUUAUAAGUGUUGUUUAUCAGUUGUUCAGUAGUUUAGUAGUGCAUUAAAUUUAAUCAAACCAAUUGCGUAAUUAUUUUCCAAUUUAUAUGGUAUUUUAAAACAAAUUCGACAAAAUUUGAAAAAGACCACUUGUGAAAAAAUCCAUUGGUUUUUUUCGGGUGGAACCGUCCGAAAAAAACCGCUGGUUUUUUUUGGCCCGGGCCCACUUCCUGGAACCCUGGUGGGAACAGUUACGUAGA
Molecule: messenger RNA, 1378 nt
Organism: Hydra vulgaris (swiftwater hydra)
Lineage: Eukaryota; Metazoa; Cnidaria; Hydrozoa; Anthoathecata; Hydridae
Source: RefSeq, a predicted model, not a curated record